AAGAAGAAGAGGGCUUCGACGUGAAGAACACUUGGUCAUGGCUGACAUUCGGAUCAGUUUCACGGCCGGUUUCUCGGGGCUAAGCUGUGGGCGCGGAGCCAACAUUGGAAUGGAAGCAGCAACCGCCCAGCGGCCUUGUGGCGCAGGUUGGGGCGCCGUGGGAUUUGCCUGGCGCAAGGAGCUUCCCAACGCAGGCGCCUUGGAGGCUGGAGCGGUCUGCUUGCGUGAGGCAAACCCACAUGAGGGGGAGCUCCCUACCAUCUACGGGGACGUCGGCCAUAGGGAGCGUGGCAGAUCAGCGAGAAGCACCACCGGCCGAACAGACGAGUGCAACCAAGAAGGCCACAUGAGCCGAGACUGUCCCACUGCUCACUGUGGAGGACGACGAGGAUGCCUCAGGUGUGGCGAGGAAGGCCACAUGAGUAGAGAUUGAUUGCAGACACGUAGGCGCGACACGCCCAGGUGUGGGCCGCUACACUUCGUGUGUGGCGAAAUUAGGAGUUUUGUGUGUAUUUUGUGGCUUAUUAGAUCAUUUCAUAUAAAGAAAUAUUAAAAUUUCUACUUCUUUGGUGAUUAAGAUAAUAAAUAUAUUCUUCCACCUUCUA
Dermacentor andersoni is the source of this 605-nucleotide messenger RNA. NCBI's taxonomy places the organism in Eukaryota, Metazoa, Arthropoda, Arachnida, Ixodida, Ixodidae. The record is from RefSeq and is a predicted model, not a curated record.